AUGGACAUGAUAACUUUCAUGUUGGCGAGCCUUGCCCUCCUGAAUAUCAGGGACAACAUUUUCACCAGGGCCAUGCUGAGUGACAUUGGGGACUAUAUAGGUUCAGACAUACAAAUUUCCUGGUUGCCUAAUCUGGAUGAGUUAAUGAAGGGCUAUGCGCGAAAUUUUCGCCCUGGGAUAGGAGGCUCACCCGUGAAUGUUGCCAUGGCUAUUGAAGUAGCCAGUAUUGACCACAUCUCUGAAGCCAACAUGGAGUACACCAUGACCAUUUUCCUGCGUCAGAGCUGGCGGGACGACCGCCUGUCCUACAACCACACCAACAAGACCCUGGGACUUGAUAGCCGCUUCGUGGAUAAACUCUGGCUGCCCGACACCUUCAUUGUCAACGCCAAGUCUGCCUGGUUCCAUGACGUCACCGUGGAGAACAAGCUGAUUCGCCUGCAGCCUGAUGGGGUCAUCCUUUACAGCAGCCGGAUCACCUCGACUGUGGCGUGUGACAUGGACCUGACCAAAUACCCCAUGGAUGAGCAGGAGUGUAUGCUGGACCUAGAAAGCUAUGGCUACUCCUCAGAGGACAUUGUGUACCACUGGUCUGAGAGUCAGAUACAUAUCCACGGACUGGACAAACUGGAGCUCUCCCAGUUCACCAUCAUCGACUACAAAUUUGUCACGGAGACGAUGAACUUCAAAUCCGCCGGACGUUUCCCGCGGCUCAGCCUUCGCUUCCAGCUGAGACGAAACCGAGGCGUCUACAUCAUCCAGUCCUACAUGCCCUCCAUCCUACUGGUUGCCAUGUCCUGGGUGUCCUUCUGGAUCAGCCAAACAGCAGUCCCGGCUCGGGUAUCCCUGGGGAUCACCACUGUGCUCACCAUGACGACUCUGAUGGUGAGCGCCCGCUCAUCUCUCCCUCGAGCCUCAGCCAUCAAAGCGCUGGAUGUCUAUUUCUGGAUCUGCUACGUGUUUGUGUUCGCCGCGCUCAUCGAGUAUGCCUUUGCUCACUACAACGCCGACUACAGGCUCAAAGAGAAGGCCAAGAGCAAGGCCAACAAGAUGAGCUCCGAGUCAGUCGUAAAGAAUGGGAAACAGGCCAUGGUGCUCUUCUCCCUGUCCGUGGCUGGAAUGAACCAGGGCCUGAUGGUGUCCAGCCGCCGUCCGCAGCGCUCCGGCGCCGAGACCGCCGAGGAGGAGGACGUGGAGCACAGGAGGGGGCGGGGGACCACAGCGUCAGAGGAGAGAGAAGAGGAUAAGAAGUGCUGUAGUUGUUGUUCCAAGUGUUGUUGCGCUUGCAAGCCCCUCCAAGCUGAUACCAUAGAUGUCUACGCCAGGGCCGUGUUCCCUGCCACCUUCGCCAUCGUCAAUGUGAUCUACUGGGUGGCGUACACCAUGUGA
This is a messenger RNA of Salvelinus namaycush (lake trout), 1389 nucleotides long. Its product is annotated as gamma-aminobutyric acid receptor subunit delta-like. Gene Ontology annotation, molecular function: neurotransmitter receptor activity; GABA-A receptor activity; extracellular ligand-gated monoatomic ion channel activity. Bases 1 to 1389 code for a protein of 462 amino acids. The record is from RefSeq and is a predicted model, not a curated record. Gene Ontology annotation, biological process: monoatomic ion transmembrane transport; signal transduction; chemical synaptic transmission. NCBI's taxonomy places the organism in Eukaryota, Metazoa, Chordata, Actinopteri, Salmoniformes, Salmonidae. Gene Ontology annotation, cellular component: synapse; GABA-A receptor complex; membrane. The transcript has 9 exons.